This is a messenger RNA of Macadamia integrifolia, 1471 nucleotides long. RefSeq names its product peroxidase A2-like. The record is from RefSeq and is a predicted model, not a curated record. Gene Ontology annotation, biological process: hydrogen peroxide catabolic process; response to oxidative stress. Lineage: Eukaryota; Viridiplantae; Streptophyta; Magnoliopsida; Proteales; Proteaceae. The coding region runs from base 30 to 1085 and encodes 351 amino acids. Gene Ontology annotation, molecular function: heme binding; peroxidase activity. The transcript has 4 exons.
AAUAGGUUCAUCUCUGUAUAAAGGUUACCAUGUCCUUCAGCUUAAAGAUGGCAUCCUCUUCCACCACCUUAAAAGUUGCAGCAGCUCUUCUCCUGUGUGUGUCUAUGCUGAUGAUCAGAGGAUCAACAGGUCAGUUGGAUGCUAAUUUUUACAACACUACAUGCCCUAACGUGCUUACCAUCGUCAACCAAACCAUCCAACAAGCAUCACAGACAGAUCCCAGAAUCGGUGCCAGCCUAAUUCGACUUCAUUUCCAUGAUUGUUUCGUCGAUGGUUGUGAUGGAUCAAUUUUGUUGGACAACAGCAGCACCAUACAGACUGAGAAAGAUGCUGCCCCGAAUAACAACUCGGCUAGAGGAUUUGAUGUUGUUGACAACAUUAAGGCUGCUUUAGAGAAUGCAUGCCCUGGUGUUGUCUCCUGCGCUGACAUUCUAAGCAUUUCAGCCGAAGUAGCUGUGGUUUUGGCAGGAGGCCCUUCAUGGUCAGUCCUACUUGGAAGAAGAGAUAGCACAACAGCAAACCUAACCGGUGCCAAUACUGCCAUACCAGGUCCCUCGGAAAACCUCACCAGUCUUAUGGCUAAGUUCUCGGCUGUCGGCCUUGACACCACAGAUCUUGUUGCAUUAUCAGGUGCCCACACAUUUGGACGUGCCCAGUGUAGACUUUUCAUUAAUCGGCUUUACAAUUUCAGUGGCACAGGCAAUCCUGAUCCGACUCUCAACUCCACUUACUUGGCGACGCUCCAACAGAUCUGCCCCCAAGGUGGAAAUGGAUCUACCAUAACCAACCUAGACCCGACCACACCUGAUGUAUUCGAUAAUAACUAUUUCUCUAACCUUCAAACAAACCAAGGUCUACUCCAAAGUGAUCAAGAGUUGUUUUCAACUUCGGGUGCGGCUACUAUAGCUCUUGUUAGCAACUUCAGCAGCAAUCAAAGCGCUUUCUUUGCAACCUUUGCUCAAUCUAUGAUAAAUAUGGGAAACAUCAGUCCAUUAACAGGAAGCAACGGAGAGAUCCGCUUGGACUGUAAAAAAGUUAAUGGAGGUUCAUUUGGAUCAGACUAUGCUUUAGUUAGCUCCAGCUAAGGCAUGUAGUUAAAGCCUAUGAAUGGGAGUUGGGCUGCAUUCAAAUACGAAGAACAUGUUAUCUAUAUCAUUAUUAUUAAGUAUUUUUACAGGGAAAAUUAUUACUAUGGCUUCCAAGUUUGUGGAUUUAUAUAUAAAGAAUAAUGGGGUGUAGACUCGUAGGAAGUCUGACUGUAUUGCGUCAUUGCAAAAUGUAAUUUUGUUUGAGUUCUCUUCUGGCAUGUUUUUCCAAGAUUAGUAUCUCAAGAGAUUGAUUUUUUUUUGUUAAGCAAUUUCCCUUGCUAUUAAUGGCCUUUGACGGUAGGGGGUUUGUAUGAUUUGUGUUAGUGUAUCUGGCUUGUAUGUUUAGAGAAAAAUUUACUGCUUGGUGAAAAUCUUAUGAUUGA